AUGGACGACAACGGGGAGGGCUGGGAGGAAUUCGACGAGCAGCCGCAGCACCAACGCACUGCGGACGACUUGGCGGACCCAUUCGCCGAAGAGACGCUCGCAACUGCGCGCGCCAUACAUUCCGAUGACGAUGCGCUUCGCUACGACAGUGUGAAGGAGGUGACACUUCUCCUGCGCUCGGCGUACAUGAGCCAGAUGCUGCAGAAGCUGAGCGACUACAGCGAGCAGGAGGAGACAAAGAACACCAUCAUCUCAGACGACCCCGAGUAUCAGUUUGUCAUUGACUGUAGCAAACUCGUGCUGCGCAUUGAGGUGGAGAAGAGCAAGGCGGUGGUUUUUUUGCGGGCGCACUACAACCAGCGAUUCCCCGAGCUCCCCAUGUUCUUCUCCGACAGCGUGCUCUACGCCCGCGUGGUGCGCAUCAUCCAGAACACCAUGGACUUGUCUGCUGUGAUUGACCGACUCGACGAGUUGGUGCCGUCUCAGCUCACUGCCGUUGUGGUUGCGUGCGCCUCCACCACGACGGGGCGGGAGCUGAGCGAUGAUGAGCUGCAUCGGGUGCUCGAGGCGUGUCAGGAGAUUGACACGCUCGAGGCCGCCAAGCAGACGUUCCUCGAGUACAUUCAGCGUUCUAUGCCGCUCAUCUGCCCGAACCUCUGCGCCUUUUUGGGGACUGGCAUCACGUCUCAGCUGUUUGCCAUCGCCGGCGGCGUGCGCGCGCUGUCAACGAUGGACCCCGGCGAGUUGUCGCGCCUCGGCAGCACGCGCGCCGGUUCCUCUGGCAUUGCGUUGCGCACAACCGGCUUUCUCAGCAACUCCGACUUUGUCGUUAACCACCCACCACAGCUGCGGCCCAAGGCGCUGCGUCUGGUGGCGAGUACUACCACGAUGCUUGCGCGCAUUGACGCGAACAGGCGGGCCGCGAGUCACCAGGAGGGCCUCCGCCAGCGGGAGUUGGUGCGGCUAAAGAUGUUGUCAUGGUUGGACCCUCCAGUGCUGCGCGGGGCUGCGAACAAUACGUACGAGCGCCGUGGGAGGAAGCGGCAGAGGCGACCGACGAGAUAG
Molecule: messenger RNA, 1065 nt
Organism: Trypanosoma grayi
Lineage: Eukaryota; Euglenozoa; Kinetoplastea; Trypanosomatida; Trypanosomatidae
Product: trans-splicing factor
Exons: 1
Coding region: 1-1065 (354 amino acids)
Biological process (GO): mRNA splicing, via spliceosome; spliceosomal tri-snRNP complex assembly
Cellular component (GO): U4 snRNP; U4/U6 x U5 tri-snRNP complex; precatalytic spliceosome
Source: RefSeq, a predicted model, not a curated record